Molecule: messenger RNA, 957 nt
Organism: Guillardia theta CCMP2712
Lineage: Eukaryota; Cryptophyceae; Pyrenomonadales; Geminigeraceae
Exons: 4
Coding region: 1-957 (318 amino acids)
Source: RefSeq, a predicted model, not a curated record
AUGUGGGUCCGGAUGUGGGUCCGGAUGUGGGCAAUGUGUGGGGAUGAGGGCUGGGAUGAGAGGAUGAUGGAACAUGCCCCCGCGCACAGAAGCAUGGUGGCGCGAGCGACAGCAGCUAUGGCGUCAUCAGCUGUGACCUCGUCGACAUUGUCCAUGUCAGCGACAAGGAUGGUGGGCAAGACGAUAGUGAAGAAGGGGGGGGAAGCAGAGGUAGGGCAUCUUUACAGUGACGAUAAUCCCGGGACCACCCAGAAGGGUACCGGCUUCGCCAAUGCAGAAGCCGCCUUGAGGACAACUAGACUGGUUGAGGACAGACCUCCCAACAAACGAAUAUGGACCAUCAAUACCAUGCUGCACCGUGCCAAGCACCAUCCUCACCAAACACAGGGAAUGCGGGAUGCGAUCGCCAUUUUCGAAGACUGGAUCCGAAAAUACAAGGAGGAAAAGGAGAGCCAGAAGAAGGCUAAAAAGAAUUCUUCGACAAGAUCUCAGAGCCAACCACACGACCAGCAUAGAGAGCUGGUUGCAAGCUCUGCGAACGCCUUUUCAUAUGCCAAUUCAAAGGACUUCGAUAGCUUUCUAUCCCUUUCACGAGAAACCUUGAAAGAGGGAAAGGCGGCGCUACGGAAGGCCGUUGAAGAAGCUUCUCGUCAGUCGUCAUGUGCUGGUGCUGCGGCAUGUACAAUACAGCAAUUUACCGCUGUGUUCGGCGGGCCGGGCACUCAUGGGUAUGGAAAGCAUGUCAUUGAGGGUGGGAGGCACACAGUGAGAAUUGAAAGCGUGGAGGAGCUCACGAAGAUGGUGGGCAAGACAUGUGUGCGAGGACUCAAGGAGGGCAGUAUCAGCUUCGAAGUAACUUACCAAGAAAGCGAGUCGGAUGCUUUCCUAUGCUUUCAGAUCAAUCGUGGGGAAAAGGCGACUCGAACUCUAGAUAGUUUCUUCAUAAAAGCCAAAUGA